This is a messenger RNA of Plasmodium fragile, 858 nucleotides long. RefSeq lists its product as uncharacterized. The record is from RefSeq and is a predicted model, not a curated record. The coding region runs from base 1 to 858 and encodes 285 amino acids. Lineage: Eukaryota; Apicomplexa; Aconoidasida; Haemosporida; Plasmodiidae. The transcript has 4 exons.
AUGAACCUCCACAGCCUGCAAUCAUACAUCCACACACCAACGCCCCAGUCACAGACACACCCACAUGUGAGGAUCCUAAGCCCGAAAUCACAGACAUACCCACAUGUAAAGCAGUCACAGACAGACACACAUGUGCUGAUCCUAAGCCCGACAUCACACAACCACCAGGCUCCGCCCGACAUCACAGACAUACCCACGCACGACAUAGUCACGGACAUACCCACAUGUGAGGAUCCUAAGCCCGAAAUCAGAGACAUACCCACACGUGACGCAGUCAGGGACAGACCCUCAUGUGACGCAGUCACAGACAGACACACAUGUAAUGAUCUCACAGACAGCCCCACAUGCGACACAGUCACGCAUACCACCACGAGUGAGGAUCCUAAGCCCGACAUCACAGACAUACCCACAUACAGCCCCACAUGCGACACAGUCACGCACAUACCCACAUGUGAGGAUCCUAAGCCCGAAAUCACACAACCACCAGGCUCCGAGAUGAAGAAAGAUGCAUGGAAACAAUGGGUUGCCCAACUACAUCGGCAAAUGAGUGUAUUUAGUGAAGAGGAGUGGUUCCAGCAUUUGUUGCAUCAUGUAGAGGAGGCGACCGUCCCGGAAAAAGGCGAAGUACCUGGAGUGGAAAAAGGCAUAGAAGUGGAACAAGUACUGGCAGCAGAACAUAUACUAAGAGUGAGAGAUGUACCACGGCACAAACCACUCCAUGAGCAAUACUACCAGCAGAAACACUUAAUUUCCAAAUUGUGGAUGCUCCUUCUCGCAUCCGUAAUCGAAGAAUGCGAAAUCGAGAGUAGUAUGCAAGAGAAGGAGUUAUAUGUGGAUGAUCUAUUGGCAAAGCUCUGA